AUGUCUUCGGACCGUGACGAUAUGAGAAUGAAGGAGUUUAACGUCCCGAUGCCGCCGAUGUCACCACCUCCACGGCCGCCGCCUCCUCAGAACCCCAAUGCUCACUCAAACUCUGGGACCGUCGCGAUUGCUAGCUACUGUGGUGCAUCCAUUCUCAUGACUGUUACAAAUAAAUAUGUCUUGUCUGGAUAUGCUUUCAACUUGAACUUCUUCUUGUUGAUUGUGCAGUCCGUGGUGUGCGUGGUCGCUAUUGAGGUCUGCAAGCGGAUGAAGAUUAUCACAUAUCGUGAUUUCAACAUGGACGAAGCUCGAAAGUGGUUACCGGUAUCUUUGCUCUUGAUUGGUAUGAUCUAUACCGGAUCGAAAGCCCUGCAAUUCCUCUCGAUUCCUGUGUACACCAUCUUCAAGAAUUUGACUAUCAUCAUGAUUGCCUAUGGCGAGGUCCUGUGGUUUGGUGGCUCUGUCACCCCAAUGGCUCUCCUCUCCUUCGGUCUCAUCGUCUUGUCGUCUAUCAUUGCUGCCUGGGCCGAUAUCCAAGCCGCUCUCUCCGCCAGCUCUGUUCAAGCCGCUUCUCAAAUCUCCACCUUGAACUCUGGCUACCUGUGGAUGUUCAUCAACUGCCUUAGUACUACUGCGUAUGUUCUAGGCAUGCGUAAGAGGAUCAAGGUUACCCAAUUCAAGGAUUUCGACACUAUGUUCUAUAAUAAUCUCCUCAGUAUCCCGAUUCUUCUCGCCUGCACUUUCCUUCUUGAAGACUGGAGCACCGAAAAUGUCAACAAGAACUUCCCGGAGGAGACUCGAAACAAUGUUAUGAUUGCCAUGUUUAUCUCUGGUCUCUCAUCCGUUUUUAUCAGCUAUACCUCUGCGUGGUGCGUACGUGUUACAUCGUCUACAACUUACAGCAUGGUUGGUGCUCUGAACAAGCUACCUAUCGCUAUUUCCGGUCUCAUUUUCUUUGAUGCCCCGGUUACCUUCUUCUCUGUUACCGCUAUCGCCGUUGGGUUUGUCUCCGGUAUCGUCUAUUCGAUGGCGAAGAUUCAACAGCAGAAGCAAGCCUCAACACUCCCCACCAGCGCGAGCAGUGCCAGCCAGCGCGAUGGCUUGCGAAAGAAUUAA
Messenger RNA from Orbilia oligospora ATCC 24927, 1116 nucleotides. RefSeq lists its product as uncharacterized. The transcript is spliced from 6 exons. The record is from RefSeq and is a predicted model, not a curated record. Gene Ontology annotation, molecular function: antiporter activity; GDP-mannose transmembrane transporter activity. Bases 1 to 1116 code for a protein of 371 amino acids. Gene Ontology annotation, cellular component: Golgi apparatus. Lineage: Eukaryota; Fungi; Ascomycota; Orbiliomycetes; Orbiliales; Orbiliaceae.